Molecule: messenger RNA, 2401 nt
Organism: Mangifera indica (mango)
Lineage: Eukaryota; Viridiplantae; Streptophyta; Magnoliopsida; Sapindales; Anacardiaceae
Product: probable glycosyltransferase At5g03795
Exons: 3
Coding region: 877-2313 (478 amino acids)
Molecular function (GO): glycosyltransferase activity
Source: RefSeq, a predicted model, not a curated record
AGAUGAAGUUCUCUGAGGUUCAGUUGAGUUCUUCAUUUGAUUCCUAUUGAUGAUUGUAUAUUAUUUUAGAAGGUGGUUUUGCGGGUCCCAUUGUUGGGAAUUUGUAUAUUUUUUAUUGGUUGUUUUGCUCCUGAAGUAGCUUACAAGAUAAAAAGUCUAACACUUCUAAGUUUCUGUUGAUUAUAAUAUAAUGGAAUUACUUUUAAUGUUUUAUAAAUCAUAGCUUCUUUGGCGCCUUAAUUUAUGAUUCCAAUAUUUAACUUUUGUUUCUUACUUUUCAGUUCUGAAGAAUAAUAGCUCCUUUAUCACCUCACCUUGUAGCAACUCAAUCUUUUAUGAAUUUAUUCACUAUUGGCAGAUUUCAUUUUCUGUGACCUUUUAGAGAAUUAUAUUCAAAUUCUUUGAUAGGUUAAGGUUGGUUAAAUAUGAUAGUGUAUUUCUGUUAUUCAUGAGAGAUGCAAGAGGCAAACAUGAUAUCCUGGUUAUUCAUGAUGGUAGUAGCAUUCAAAAAUUUACCCAAUUAAUUUGUUACUUUGUUCAAAUAAAAUUGAUUCUUGGCACAAGCCAUGUAUGGUUGCGGCUGCAUUCAAAAGUUGGGAAAUAAUUAUUCAAAAAUUCAUAUAAAAAUGAAUUACAGACCUCAGGUCAGUACAAGUGAUUAAUGAAUUCACCAUUUUUGCAAAAGGCUGCCUGCAAUAUACAUGUUGUGAAGAUAAUUCAUUUUUUCCAACAUUUUUUGAAAUUAACUUUUGAAGCCAAUCGUACUGAUAUUUUCCCUGAUGUUUAAUGUUUUUCUGAUCUACACAAUCCUUUUUUUUUUUUCAAUUUUUGGUGCAUGUUGCUGUCUCUCAGUUCCUUUGAAGUAUGGAUUAAACUAUGUAUUUCUUUAUAAAAAGGCUACUGGUUUUAAUCUGUAAUUACUUUUUCUUCUUCCUCUCAAUGGGUUAUUCAUCCUGUUCUCCCUCAUAUCCAAGCCAGAAGCAUUCUUUUAAAGUGAGUUUGUUCCUCAUUCUAUUAAGUUUAGCUCUUGCUUGCUCACGUGUCAUUCUCAUCUACAUAUCCAAAACUUCAGAGCUGUUGCCAAUUGAUCAAAUAGAAUACAGGCAUAAUCGAGAAUCUUUGAUUGGACACUUACCUAUUUCAACUGUUAUCCGACAAACCAUCCCAGUUGCAGUUCACACUGUCUCAAAAAACUCAUUGGAUUCAUUAGAAACUGCUACAUUGACAGAGGAUAAUCUUCAGUUGGGCUUAAAAGGGAAUUUUGUAAGCGACAAAGAGGUUUACCACAAUGGGGAUAUUUUUUCAGAAGACUAUAAAAAAAUGAACCGGAGCUUUAAGAUACAUGUAUAUCCUCACAGCCAAGAUGAUCCCUUUGCAAAUAUACUCUUGCCCACACAAGAAGAGCCUACUGGUAAUUACGCGAGUGAGCAUUAUUUCAAGAAUGUUUUGUUGAAAAGCCAUUUCAUUACAGACGACCCAAGCGAGGCAGAUCUUUUCUAUAUGCCUUUCUCAAUUGUAAAGAUGCGGAAUGACCCCAGGAUCGGCGUAGCAGGUAUACCAUAUUUUGUGAGAGAUUACGUCUUCAACAUCAGUCAAAAGUACCCUUAUUGGAAUCGGACAGGUGGGGCAGAUCAUUUUUAUGUUUGUUGUCAUUCCAUUGGUAAGAGUGCUGCAGAACAAGCAGCUCCUGUGAAACUCAAUGCCAUUCAAGUAGUUUGCUCGGCAAACUACUUUGUAUCAGCAUACAUUCCUCAUAAGGAUGCAUCUAUGCCACAAAUUUGGAAUAGACAGCAAGAAGAUCCUCCAAUCCUUGUUUCGUCAGGGAGGAACAAGCUUGCAUUUUUUGCCGGAAGAAACAAUUCUCCUAUACGGGAAAGGGUUCGUCAAAUAUGGGGAAAUGAUACUGAGAUUAGAGCACAUUUUGACUGGGUUAGCAAUAUUGCUGAAGAGCAGCUUGGGAGCAAGUUCUGCCUCCAUGUCAAAGGCUUUGAAGUAAACACAGCCCGCGCUUCUGAUGCACUAUUCUAUGGCUGCGUUCCCGUGAUCAUCGCCAAUCACUACCAUCUCCCAUUUGCAGACAUUGUAAAUUGGAAGAGCUUCUCAGUAGUCCUCGAAGAUGGAGACAUUCCAUCGCUGAAAAAAAUCCUGAAAGGUAUAAGCUCUGAACAAUAUCUGAUGUUACAAAAGAAUGUGUUGAAGGUGCGCAAACAUUUCCAAUGGCAUACUCCACCAGUUGAUUAUGAUGCAUUUUACACAACCAUGUAUCAAUUGUGGCUCAGGAGAAAUGCAAUCAGGAUUUCUUCUGUUGUGUAAAGUACAUUCAGUGAUUUUUACUUCUGUAGAGUUAUGAAAAAUUGCCUCUCAUAUACUAUUAUGCAAUAAAAUUCUCAAGAGAGUUCAA